UACUUAGUCAAUAAAAAGUUAUUAGUUACACACAAUGCCAUAUAUUCAAAAUAAUAGUUUUUGCAGUGAAAUCAAUUCAGAAAAAGAAAGUUUUUCUUUCUAUCUUGAAGGGAAAAAUGGCAUCGAUUAUGUUGAAAAGAUGUCAAAAGAAGAGAUAAAGUUACUAGAGCAAAUGGAGGAUUAUGUUUCAAAACGAUAUAAGUUAGAUUUAGAAUAUGCAACAAAACUGGGUAAACUACAUGAAAAGUUUACAUUUGAUAACAAUGUUAAUGGCAAUUUAAAAGGAAGUUUAAUCGAAAAGGCAUGGCGUAUGUACAUUACAGAGGCUGAAAAUAAAGCUAUAUCAAUAUCAAAUUUAGUAAAACAACUUAACAUGCAAACUUUACCUCAGAUUAAGUUGUUGCUGAUGUCUAAGAAAGAUAUGUAUGAUAAGUUCAGUGAAGUAAAAUCAAGUAUGGAUAGUAAGUUUGAUGGAAGUGCUGAAGAAGUCAACAGAUUUUGGAAUAUUUAUAAGGACAGUUUAAAAAAAGCUUCAAACUCUAGAGAAAAACUAAGUAAAAUUGAUUCAAAGAAUUCAAAAGAUUGGCAAAAAGAAAAAAAAAAUUUUGAUCAACAUUCACAAAAGCUUCAUAUGACACACAAUGAAUAUUGCUUAUCUAUUGCUGCAGUCAAUGAACAUCAAAAAGAGUACCACAAAAAUCUUGUUCCUUUUUUACUCAACUUUAUGCAAGAUAUACAUGAAGAGUAUGUUCAGCCAUGGAAGGAGAUUUUAUUAAGCUUGCAAUCAAGCACAAGUUGGUGUCGUCAAGAGUUUAUAACCUCUGAGAAUGAAAUACAGCAAAGUAUAGCUAUAAUAAAACCUACUGACGAAUACAAAGGGUUUUUAAAUUCAUAUAACAAAUUACCUGUGUCAAAUACCUCGUAUUUAUUUGAUGAUCAUCUUGUUUCCGAUGAAAGUGUUACAUCUGGAUUAACAAAAGACACAUUAGCUGUAAAUGAUCUUACACAUCAACAGUUAAUAUCUAAAAAAAAUAAGAUUGAAGAUGAUGUAAGCAAAAUGGAGGAAAGUGUUGACAUUAAGAAAAAAAAUUCUCAAGAAGAAGAAACAGCUUUGAAAAAUAUGCAAGCUGAUAAAAACAAUAACUUGAGAAUUAGGAUUAACCAACAUUUUCGUUAUCAUAAUGUUAAUUUUGAAAUUGAAGAAGUUAAAUGCAAAUUGAAUAUACAUCAAGUGCAGUUAAAAGUUAUAACUGAAGCAAUUCAACUUAUAGGUGAAAAUGGACCUCCUUGCUACUCUACUCUUUUACCUCCAAUACCAUCAAACAAUGAGAAUGACAACAAUGAAAAAAAAAGGAGAACAACAUUACCAAAUUUUCUUCAAUUUCGAUCGAAAAAUGAAAUUAAUGACGCAAAUAAUGUUGAAAAUAAUAAUCGAAUUUCUAACGACUUGAGUGAUUCAAGUGAAUCACAGAUAUCAUAUGAACAACCUAUUGAAUCUUUGAAUUUAUCACCAUGGUUUCAUGGAAAAAUUGACAGAGCAACAAUUUCUCGCUUGCUUAAACAUGAUGGUGAUUUUAUAGUACGAGAGAAAUCAGAUAACUCUGGAACCAAUGUUUUGAGUGUUUUAUGGAAAGGCUCAAUAAAACACUUUAUUUUAAAAGCUAAUGAUAAGGGGUUGUACACACUGGAAGGAGAAUCAUUUUCUUCAAUCAACGCUCUUAUAACUCAUCAUUAUGAAAGACGCUCUGUCAUACAGAGUAGCACUGGUAUCAUAUUGAUGAAUUCAGUAAAUCGUAUCUUUAUGGAUGGAGAUGAUUACAUAGUACCACAAGACGAUGUUCAACUUAAAUGCAAACUUGGAGGUGGACAUUUUGGAGAUGUGUAUAAAGGAGUUUUACUUUCGAAGCAGAUUAUGCUGGCAGUAAAAACCUGUAAAGAAAAUGUAAGCGAUGUGAUAAAAAAACAGUUCCUCGAGGAAGCCGAAAUUAUGAAAACUUGUAUGCAUAAAAAUGUCUUAAAAUUGAUCGGGGUUUGCAGAGACAAAGAACCUUACUAUAUAUUGUUAGAGUUGUGUGAUAAAGGUGAUUUGCUUGCUCUUUUAAAAAAGGAAGGCCCCAAUUUUACUCAGAUGAGAUUGUUUGACAUGUCUAUGGAUAUUGCUAGAGGGAUGGCUUACCUAGAACAAAAACAAAUCAUUCACAGGGAUUUAGCAGCUCGCAAUUGUCUGGUUACAAAUGAUUAUGAUGUAAAAAUUUCUGAUUUUGGAAUGUCUAGAGAAGAGGAUGAUGAAGGUACAUAUACUAUACAAACCACAAAAGAGAUUCCGUUCAAAUGGUGCGCCCCUGAAGUAUGGCUUGACACUAAGUAUUCCACUAAAACUGAUGUUUGGUCAUAUGGAGUUACAUUAUAUGAAAUUUAUUCACUCGGCCAACAGCCGUAUCCUGGCUGGACCAAUAAGCAAGCUCGUGAAGAAAUAAAUGCCGGGUAUAGGAUGCCAUCUCCCGCAAAAACACCUCCUGAGGUGUAUGAGCUAAUGAGAAAAUGUUGGCAUUUUUCGGACUUUGAGAGGCCUUCUUUUAGUGAGAUAAUCAAUAUAUUUGAAAAUAUAAGGUUGCAUAUAUUCAAAAUGAAUUUUUUAAAAUGAUUAUCAUUAAAAAAAUAUUUCGUUUUGUAUAAUUCUGCGCGCGCAUUUAUUUUAUGUUCUUUUUUUUAUUUUUUUUAAAAAAAAGAUACUUUUUUUGUAUUUUAUUCGUAUUUCGUAUUCUAUUGUAAAAUAAAAUAUUGUGGUAUUUGCAAUUAGAUAAUUAGCUUAUAAAAAGCUUUUUUAUAUUUUUUAUAAUUUUCAUAAAUUUAUGAACACUAAUAUAUCAUAUCAUUUGAUUUAUAUUUAAAUUUUUUUUUUGUUUUUCAACACAAUUAAAAUAUAUUUAUUUUUUUAUUAAAUUCCUACAAAUAAAAUAUAUUGUAUGUUUUUAAUAUACAUAAAUCAU
This is a messenger RNA of Hydra vulgaris (swiftwater hydra), 2990 nucleotides long. RefSeq names its product tyrosine-protein kinase Fer. Gene Ontology annotation, biological process: peptidyl-tyrosine phosphorylation; cell adhesion; chemotaxis. The record is from RefSeq and is a predicted model, not a curated record. NCBI's taxonomy places the organism in Eukaryota, Metazoa, Cnidaria, Hydrozoa, Anthoathecata, Hydridae. Gene Ontology annotation, molecular function: non-membrane spanning protein tyrosine kinase activity; ATP binding.